Molecule: messenger RNA, 1026 nt
Organism: Colletotrichum chrysophilum
Lineage: Eukaryota; Fungi; Ascomycota; Sordariomycetes; Glomerellales; Glomerellaceae
Exons: 1
Coding region: 1-1026 (341 amino acids)
Biological process (GO): amino acid metabolic process
Molecular function (GO): oxidoreductase activity
Source: RefSeq, a predicted model, not a curated record
AUGUCUCCCAGUGCUCAAUACACUCCAGUUGGCACUGAGACUACCUCUGAGCGUAUCAGCGCUCCUAUCAAGAUGAAGUCGCUUGUCCCGGCCUACGACAUUGUCGAUGGCUGCUGCGUCUGGCAUUGGCGAGACAAGGAGUCCGCUGCCGACGGCUGGAUCGUCAUCGACUCUCCUGUGCCCACAGCUGCCGGUGGUGGCUUGUUUCUUCACUCUAACGCAACCUCCGACGAGGUUCGUGAUGUAGCUCGCUCUAUGAGCUCGAAGCUUGCCGUUUCCUCACAGCCCCAGGUUGUGGGUGCUAAAGGAGGCAUUCGGUUCCCAUCGGAGGACCCACAAGCCCCUCUGGUUCUCGAACGCUUUAUUCGUGACAAUGCCGGCGUCCUCUCGGUCUACUGGGGCACUGGAGGAGAUCUCAACACGGACCACGCGGUCAUAGACAAGCAUGCCAGAGCCUACUGCACUCCUGGUACUUCAACGGCUCUGGAUGCGCUGUACCGCGCCCUGGGCUAUACAGGGCAAAGUUUCGCAGAUAUACCAGCUCUGCUUGAAGAGAGCAUCGACAAUAACGGAUGGUCUCUGAGCGAGUAUUGUGUUGGCUAUGUCAUGGCUAUCACCCUGAAAGAGCUUCUCUCUCGCGCAGACCCGACUUUGAUGGGACGAGCUCGCCUAGUGCUUCAGGGCUUCGGAUGUGUCGGUGCCACCUUCGCCCUAGCAGCGGAGCAGUUGGGCAUCGGACGUGUUGUGGCAAUCUCCAGCCAGUAUGGCUUUUACAUUGACAACGACGGCAUAGACUGCGUCGCCAUUGAACACGCGCGCCGCAGCGGGGCUGGAAUCUAUUUCGCCCCAGGCUUGGAUCCCAGGAGUCUCGAAGCCGGCCUCUCCCAGGCUGAGCUCUCAUCCGCCGUAAGGCGGGCUCAUCUGACGAGGAGCAUCUUGCCAAUUUCCUUGUCGGGGCCGAGGGCGAGGCUUUCGUACCCUGUGCUGGACGAUACGUUCUUACGCCAAAGACAAUUUCUGCCUUGA